AUGAAUUAUAAAGAGUUAAUUAUAAGGUUAAAAGAAUUAUCAAUAAACUAUGAUGCAUUUAAACACGUUGCAACCCCCAAUAUGGAGACUAUGAUUAAUACACUUAGGAAAGAAGCUGAAGAGACAAAUACUUUAUUUGCAAAAAAUUUAGUAUUAAAACCAAAGAAUAAAGAUAUUUUAUAUCUUAUAACAGCUCAUAAUGAUACUAAUACUAAAAUGAAGAAUUUAGGUCCAAUUCUCGGUUGCUCAUCAGGAAAUUUACGUUUUGCAGAUGAAAAUAUUUUAUAUUCUAACUUGGGGGUAUAUCCUGGUAGUGUAACACCCUUAGCUUUAUCUAAUGAGAAUUGUGCAAAUGUAGAAGUUUUUUUUGAUGAAAAAUUAAGAGGGAGUAAGGUUUUUGUACAUCCAUUAACAAAUACUGAGAGCUUUUCAAUAUCCACUGAUGAUUUAGUUAAGUUUGUUGAAUCAUGUGGAAAGAGUGUAAAUUGGUUUAAUGUUGAAAAUAAUAUAACGAAUAAAGAGACUAUACCUCAAAUUGUGUCACCACAAUCUGGAGAAAAUUUACUUGGAAUAACUGCUAAUAAAGAAACUUGUUUUGCAGAAUGGUACUCACAAGUAAUUUUAAGAUCUGAGAUGAUUGAUUACUAUGAUGUAUCAGGCUGUUAUAUUUUAAGGCCAUGGAGUUACUUUAUUUGGGAAACAAUAAAAUCUAAAUUUGACAAUAAGAUUAAAAAUUAUGGUGUUCAAAAUUCAUAUUUUCCUAUAUUUGUAACAAAACAGAGAUUAGAGACAGAGAAAAGUCAUGUUGAAGGUUUUUCACCAGAAGUAGCCUGGGUAACAAGAUCUGGUGAAUCAGAUCUUGCAGAACCAAUUGCAAUAAGACCUACAUCUGAAACCAUAAUACAUCCUCAUUAUGCAAAGUGGAUACGUUCUCAUAGAGAUUUACCACUGAAAUUAAAUCAAUGGACAUCUGCUGUACGUUGGGAAUUUAAACAACCUACCCCAUUUAUUAGAACUAGAGAAUUUUUAUGGCAAGAAGGUCAUACAGCACAUGCUACUAAUGAAGAAGCUACAGAGAUGGUAAGGACUAUUCUUGAUGAUUAUGCUGAUAUAUAUCAAGAUUUAUUAGCAGUCCCUAUAAUUAAGGGAAUUAAGUCAGAAUCUGAAAAAUUUGCUGGUGCUAAUGAGACUAUGACAAUUGAAGGAUUUAUUCCUGAAAAUGGAAGAGCUAUUCAAGCCGCUACAUCUCAUAACCUUGGACAGAAUUUUAGUAGUAUGUUUGGAAUUGAAUUUGAGGAUGAGAAAGGUACGAAACAAUUUGUAUAUCAAACAUCUUGGGGUUUAACAACAAGGUCUAUUGGAGUUAUGAUAAUGACUCAUGGUGAUAAUAAUGGUAUUAUUCUACCUCCAAAAGUUGCUCCAAUUCAGGUAGUGAUAAUUCCAAUAGUAUUCAAGAGUUCAAUAACAGAAGAACAAAAGAUUAUGUGUGAAGAAGUGGAAAAAUUACUUAAGGAAGAAGGGAUUAGAGUACAUAUUGAUGAUCGUCCAAAUUAUACCCCUGGAUGGAAAUAUAAUCAUUGGGAAGUAAAGGGGGUUUGUAUUAGGGCCGAAAUUGGACCAAAAGACAUUGAGUCAAAGAGUGUACGUAUUGUUAUAAGAGAUAAUAGGGCAAAGAAGGAUAUACCUAUUAGUUGCCUUCAAAAAGAAAUACCUGAAUUACUAGAAGACUUACAGAAAAGAUUGUAUAAUUUAGCAAAAGAGAAGUUUUAUUCAUCUAUUGUACAAGUAAAGAGUUUUAGUGAAGUUAUACCUCUAUUAAACAAGAAGAAACUUGUACUUGCACCAUGGUGUGAGUCUGUGGAAUGUGAAGAAGAUAUUAAGAAGGAGACAACAAAUGUAAGUAUACAGAUGAGUAAUCAAAACUUUACAGACUCAUCAGGUUUGACAGGUGCAAUGAAGUCUCUAUGCAUUCCACUUGAGCAACCAUUAUUGGAAGAGAAUACAAAGUGCUUUUUUUGUAAGAAGUUUGCUAAGAGCUUUACAAUUUUUGGUCGAAGUUAUUAG
This is a messenger RNA of Cryptosporidium muris RN66, 2064 nucleotides long. RefSeq names its product prolyl-tRNA synthetase family protein. The transcript has a single exon. NCBI's taxonomy places the organism in Eukaryota, Apicomplexa, Conoidasida, Eucoccidiorida, Cryptosporidiidae. The record is from RefSeq and is a predicted model, not a curated record. Gene Ontology annotation, molecular function: proline-tRNA ligase activity; aminoacyl-tRNA deacylase activity; ATP binding. Gene Ontology annotation, cellular component: aminoacyl-tRNA synthetase multienzyme complex; cytoplasm. Gene Ontology annotation, biological process: prolyl-tRNA aminoacylation. Bases 1 to 2064 code for a protein of 687 amino acids.